Eucalyptus grandis is the source of this 1551-nucleotide messenger RNA. RefSeq names its product TMV resistance protein N-like. The transcript is spliced from 4 exons. Gene Ontology annotation, molecular function: ADP binding. Lineage: Eukaryota; Viridiplantae; Streptophyta; Magnoliopsida; Myrtales; Myrtaceae. The record is from RefSeq and is a predicted model, not a curated record. Gene Ontology annotation, biological process: signal transduction; defense response. The coding region runs from base 1 to 1551 and encodes 516 amino acids.
AUGAGCUCCGAGCAGGGUCAGCCGCGGGUGGGAGUGAUUGCAGCCUUUGCUUUAAUCGCCAUCAUCUUGGCCUUGAUGUUGUGCGGAUUGAUAAGUGGCAGGGUCCUGAGACGACCGACAAGAAUUAAGAGAAGCCGGAAGAGCUCAGACGCAAUCCGGAGCGUGCAAGAUGUGUCACUAGGAUAUGAGUAUGACUUGUUUUUAAGUAUUAGGGGACCAGACACACGCAGAAACUUCACUGAUUGCCUUUACUGUAGCUUGCGACGCAAUGGCAUCCAUGUCUUCCUAGGCGACGAAGAACUCCGAGUUGGCAAAGAAAUUGAUGGAGAGCUUUUGAAAGCGCUUGACAAGUCACGAAUCUACAUUCCAAUUUUCUCCAAGAAUUACGCCGCCAGUUCGUGGUGUCUUCGUGAGGUUGCGCACAUGGUAGAAUGCACCUCAAAGUCAGAUGGAAAGAAAGAGAUACUCCCCAUCUUCUUUGACGUGUACCCUAAUGAUGUUAAGCUCAAAACCAAGUUGUAUAAAAAAGUCAUACCCAAGCACAAGAAGAAGUUCAGCUCUGAUGCGCUGAAGCAAUGGGAGGAUGCUCUUGUAAUGGUUGCACAUCUAAAGGGGUGGGAACUUGAAGGAAAAGGCCAUGGAGAACUAAGUGAAUUGGUUGUUGGAGAGGUAUCAUGUAAGCCUAAUGCCAGAAACCUGGAUGUGCCUGAAUAUUUGGUUGAAGAUCAUCAUCAGAUAAAAGCCAUAAUAGAGAAGUUGGAUGUUGACACUGAUGGUGUACGUUUCCUUGGUAUUCAUGGAACAUGUGGCAUUGGUAAAACAGUACUUGCAAAGGUUGUGUUCAACAAAGUAUAUUCUCACUUUGAUGGUGUUUGUUUCCUCAACAAUGUCCGAGAAUCGCCGCAACAUGGUCUUAUAAAUGUGCAAAAGAUGUUAUUAGCAAGUUUUGUGGGUCCUGAGAAUGCUGAUCAUAUCAAAGACAUUGGAGAUGGGAUGAAUCAGAUCAAGAGAGUAUGCCAUACUAAAAAAGUCCUCAUCGUUCUAGAUGAUCUAGACAAGCAAGAGCAACUCAAAAAAUUAGCUGGAAAAUUAGAUUGGUUUGGUUCGGGCAGCAGGAUCCUCUUCACCACUAGAAACUUAGAGGUCUUGAUGACUCAAGUGGAAUCAUCCAGUGAAGAGGUCCUAAAUCAACCCAAAGGAAUUUUGUCUUAUGAAUUUCAUGAAGUGGAAUUUGGUCGAGUACUUAAGCUGUUUUGUAAGCACGCAUUCGGAAGAGACUUUCCCCUAGAAGGAUAUGAUCAUCUUGCAGAGAAAAUUGUUCGUAGAAUGGGUAUGCUUCCUUUGGCAGUUGAGGUCAUGGGUUCAUUUCUUUCUUGCCACGGCUCUGCCCUGGAGCAACAUUUUGAUAAACGAGAGCUAUGGGAAGAUGUGUUGAAGCAAUUAGAUGACGGUCCUUUUAAGGAUGUCCGAGAUGCAUUAAUGAUAAGUUAUGAAGGACUAGAGAAUAAGCAAAAAGAAGUAUUUCUGGAUUACUUGCUUUUUCAACAAUGA